AUGUUGACUGCACUAUUUAUACGGAACCACCGACCUCGACGGGCCGCGUUACGGUCGGCCUUUGCCGCUGAGCGCGAUACCGCAGCGGAAGCGUCCGUGGAAGAGACACCAGGACCAAAGCCGAAACCAGAACCAGACCCAGAACCAGCACCAGCACCAGCACCAGCACCAGAGCCAGAGUCAGGACUUACCCCGGAAUCGGCAGGUCUUGCCGGACACGAAACACCCUCUUCUACAACUUCGACAAUGGCAAAUCCCUCCACGCCUUCCACCACACCCCGCAUCACAUUCUCUUCGCUGCCCGCCGAGAUUCGCAGUGCCAUCUGGACCGAGGCCCUGCCGCGCCGCGUCAUUGGCCUGCGGCCGUUUGACGCCGACGCCGACGAGUACGCGUCGAGCUCUGCCCCGCAGGGGGACAGCGUCACCGUGGUCAGCGCGCGUGCGCGGGCCAGUGUCGGCAGCCGCAUGCCGCAGGCCAUGGCCAGCACGUGUUUCGAGUCCCGCGCGGCGGCCCUGCGCAGCGGCCGCUGGACCAUUGGCGCCGAGGGCCAGCCGGUGUGGUUUGACCCGACGCGGGACACGAUCUUGCUGAACAGCAAGCGGCGGGUCGACUACAUGCUGCUGGGCCGGGCGACGCCGCCGGAUACAGACGAAGACGAAGUUGGCCAAGACGGCGACCACGACCACGACGACGUCGCCGUCUGGCGCGUCCCGAACGUGGCCCCGCCGCUGGCGCCCCGGCCACCGCCACCGGGCCCGGCCCCCAUCAACCCGGCGAGCACCGUCAGCAUCGCCGACCUGGCCCAGCACCAGCUCAUCGGCUGCCUCGAUGAAGCCGUGCGCGGAGGCGGCGGCAUUGCCGUCAAGCACGAGCUGCUGCAGUCGCAGGUCGGCGCCGCCAUCUUUCCGCUGCUGCAGCGCUGUGCCGCGGCGGCCGCCCACCGCGCCGGCGCGAGGUCCCCCCCACCGCAGCUGCUCGUCUACUUUGACGAGAUUGUCCUGACCGGUACGCGCGCGCAGGCCGUGGCGAGCGGCCUGUUUGGGAGCGCGGCGGCGCCCGAGGAGCACAUGUUUUUUGUGCCGCUGAGCAACCGCGCCACCCUCCAGCGGAUCCAUGCCCUCUGCAAAGCGCGCCCCGCCGCGUCGGCCGCGUCGGCCGCCACUGCCACGGCGCGCGAGGGACGGGCCCACCUGCAGGGCAGCCUGGGCGGCCUGCGCAUCGGCCACGCCGGCUUCCUGGCGGAGCUGCUGCGGCCGUCGCACACCGUACAGAACCUUAGGAUCCUGGCCAUGCGGUUUCUGUACCACGUGAAGCAGUGGCGCGCGGACAUGUCGUACGAAUCCAGCGAGGUGCUGAUUGCGCGGGCGCUGGAGGCGGGGCUGCCGCCGCUGGAGCAGGCCAUUCUGUUCCGGUUCAAGGAGGUGCCGGCGUUUGUGGACAGCGAGCAGUGGGGACAUGAGCGAAACAACGCGUGA
This is a messenger RNA of Sporothrix schenckii 1099-18, 1476 nucleotides long. RefSeq lists its product as uncharacterized. The record is from RefSeq and is a predicted model, not a curated record. NCBI's taxonomy places the organism in Eukaryota, Fungi, Ascomycota, Sordariomycetes, Ophiostomatales, Ophiostomataceae. The transcript has a single exon. The coding region runs from base 1 to 1476 and encodes 491 amino acids.